This is a messenger RNA of Metschnikowia bicuspidata var. bicuspidata NRRL YB-4993, 1146 nucleotides long. RefSeq lists its product as uncharacterized. Bases 84 to 857 code for a protein of 257 amino acids. The record is from RefSeq and is a predicted model, not a curated record. The transcript has a single exon. Lineage: Eukaryota; Fungi; Ascomycota; Pichiomycetes; Serinales; Metschnikowiaceae.
CUGUUACUAACCGUCCAUAUUUCAAUAUUCUGGGAGAUUUUUGGAAUUCCGGCACAUUUUCUGUAAGAAAUGAGAAUGAGCCAAUGAAAUUACGUAUGAGCGGAGCCGAAUUCCGAAAUACUGGAAAGGUCGAUUUCACUUCGUUUUCACGAUUUGGCGAGUCUAGCUAUGUAAUCUUUGCCAGAAAAGGGUUUUGGAAUGAAGGUGAAAUAGCAUUUGGUAUCUGCACAAAUCAGACUCAGAGCAUUCCUUUUGUUGUUGCCUCUUUUGGGUUAUGGAUUAACAGAGGAAAAAUGAUUUUUCAAAAGGGCAUUGGCUCUAUGACAGAGUUAUACAUCGUUGGAAAGUCUGCCGGAAAUGAUUUCUUGGCCAUCACAAAUAACGGAUCCAUUUGCUUGUAUAACACUCAUUGGAACACAAAUAUGGAUAUUAAAGGACACGGCUGUGUUGCAGUGGGGUCUGAUUCAAGACUUGAGAUUAGUUUUGCAAGAGGUGAAAAUGCUGUUCAAAACACCCAGACUAUCUACUUAGAAUCACCUGCUUCAGUAUUGGCCAUAUCUGGCUUGACAUCCUUGCUGACUCCUCCAUUCAUAAAUAUUGCUGGAUUUGGCCAACACAAUUGGAUUGACUUGGAUAUUGAGUUUAACAAUCUGACCACGGAGUAUGAUUAUUUUGGGCAUUCAGGCUUGUUGGUGAUAAAACUGUCUAAAAGGCAAGUGGUUCAGAUACAAAUAGGAGAAAGCUACGAUUUGAGGUAUUUGAAAUUGACAAGUGGACCGGCGGGCAGCAGAUUAGUAUACGAACUCCCUAGCCCAAACACACCACCUAGUGCAUGUUCAUGCAAACCAAUAUGUUAGAGCUAUGGAGAAACUAGUAGUUCUUCUUAUGCUGCUACCUUUGGAACUGGAAGAAAGUGAAAUUGAAAAUUUUAGUUCAAUCAGGUAAUGAUUGAGUAAGGAUAUUUCUGGUUUAUAUAAGGGCAGUGAAAUUGGGGCUUUUUAAAAGAAAAAACUGCUUAUCAUCUUUCAAGAAGCAUCAAAUAUCUGUUUUGGUUUUUUUCUAUGUUUUGUUCAAUGCCUUCCAGGGGUCUUUGUUAAAUAUGAUAAGUAUCAUAGGCCACCUCGCUGAUUAUCUUCAGAAAUCGGA